AUGAUAAGACGUUGGGUUGGUAACGAUCUGGAAGAUAUCUACCAUAUGGCUGUUAUGUUGGAGCGUGAGGAAGUAUUAAAACAAUGUCAAUUGAAAGCAGUAGAGGGUGGUGAAAGAAUAGAAGAUCAACUUGUAGAUGCCUUACGACAGGUAAUAUAUGCCCAACGUAAUGGUGAGGAAAUAGAUAGACGAUUUUUCUUCUUGUUUAUCUCUACUACUCUGUGUUACACUACUAAUGCCAACACCUCUUCGGAGAGACAGCAGUGA
Molecule: messenger RNA, 267 nt
Organism: Perkinsus marinus ATCC 50983
Lineage: Eukaryota; Perkinsozoa; Perkinsida; Perkinsidae
Exons: 4
Coding region: 1-267 (88 amino acids)
Source: RefSeq, a predicted model, not a curated record